Pelobates cultripes (western spadefoot toad) is the source of this 24366-nucleotide messenger RNA. The record is from the annotation of a GenBank genome assembly. NCBI's taxonomy places the organism in Eukaryota, Metazoa, Chordata, Amphibia, Anura, Pelobatidae.
GCGGCCGCGUGCGCGCGUAGUGACGUCACUGCGCAGGGGGAGGGGCCCGAGUCCUCCUUUUCAACCUUGUCCCGGCUCCGGCCUUUCAGGCUCCCUCCUUGCCGGCUCCAAGUACAAGUCGCUCCUCCUCCUCCCUCGAACCGGACUGACCGCACACCGCCCGGCCAUGUCUCUUAUCACAGCCAGCCGCUUGUGCGCCCGCAUCAUCGGAGCCAAGGUGAGCCGUGACCGGGACAUAGUGACCAGGGCACUCCGGGGGGGGGGCAGGGCCUCAUUCAAUGGCUCACACCGCCCCAGCCCGGGGCAGAUAUCGCUGUAUCCAUUCCCCCACAUGGCUCUAGCUCGGCUUCCCUGUGUCCUGACUGCGGCUCCCCGAUCACAUUACAGGGAGUGUCCACAGGGCUGUAGGGGCUGGGUAGGACAUAGAUAUAGCUGUCAUACCUGGAUAGGAAAGGAGUGCCAGCUCCUGGGGUCAGUGUAUGGUUCCCCUCCUCUCUGCGGGGGUGUGAUGGCUAUCCUGGGGUCAGUGCAUGGUUCCCCUCCUCUCUGCGGGGUGUGAUGGCUAUCCUGGGGUCAGUCCAUGGUUCCCCUCCUCUCUGCAGGGGUGUGAUGGCUAUCCUGGGGUCAGUCCAUGGUUCCCCUCCUCUCUGCAGGGGUGUGAUGGCUCUCUUGGGGUUAAUUCUAGUUCCUUGUUUUGUGGACCCAGGACAUACUUAAAAACGAGUGAAAUCUCAAUGUAUCUUUCCUGGUAAAAUAUUUUAUAAAUAAAAUAAUGUGCACAGACCCACCAGUAAUUGUGCUGUUAUAUAACUCCAUGUAGAUUACUUAACUGGAAAAGACACCAGGUCUGCAGACUUUAUCUUGUGCCCUUCCAGGAAAGGUCACAAUUAAAAUGAGUGGCCAAGCUAGACUUCCAGUUACAUGGUAUUGAUUGUGUGAUAGUCACUGCACUAUUGGUAUAUGGAGAAAUUGAUAAAUAUACUUAAUAAUGGUUAAUUAUUUAAUGUUCUCGGGCUCAGAUAUAUUCUAUCGAAAUUAAAUCCUAUUGACUAACUUGGCCUUGUGUUGCCUACCCACUCCUCUUAGAUUCCACUAGACUAGAUUAUUAAUCUGCAUAUUUAGCUUGAAUCCAUGUUUCUAUUUCAGAAAAUCCUAUUUCACUUGUGUUGUUAUUCUUUUACACCAGUAAAGAUUUGCUUCUGGUCAAUCUGAAUGAGCACUAUUACAGUAAUCAAGACUAAAAAAAAAAAACACAAGUCCAUCAAGUUUAACCAUCCUCACCUUUUUUUCUUUUUGCCUCUGUUGUAAUGUUUCACUUGGCAACACAGCUGAUACUGAAAAUGGACUGUCAUAAACUGUUAAUUCUCAGUGCUGUGUACAUUAAUUCACCCUGCUUAACUGAAUGUAGAUUUAUUUAUUUAUUUCUAAAAAGUUACCCCUUGUCCAAAAAUCACUUUAGUUUUAUUUUGACUGAUGGAUAUGACAUGCCAACACUGUUCCAGCCAUUGAAAAGUGAACCUGUCAAGUAAAAUUACACAAAUGGAAUGAAUGCAUCACCAACACUUUAAAGAUUGAUUUAAAAAAAUAAAUUGCAGUUUAUGUGCUAUUGACAUAUAACUUACAGUAGUAUAUAUAGCCAGUAAGUAUGCUCUUAACCACCUUUACAGACACUAUCCUUUCAACUCUUGUAUUUCCUACAAACUUUGCCUGCAGAAUGUAUACAUACAAUAUAAUUGCUUCUUUAAAGUUGACAUUUUUCUUCAUUCACCUAUUUAAAUUUAAUGGGGCUAAUUUACAUAGCAAUAUUCAGUAAAAUUGCCUAUUUUAAGUUUACAAUAUAAACUUUAGAUUUUGUUAAGUCACCUUGACUUUUAGAAUGGCCUGCACAUUAUCGUGAAAAAAAGCCUUGCUUGUUUUAUUGAGGUGUAAGGCUUUGUCCUAUUGCAGGGUUAAAUAGAAUAUCAGAUUUUCUUUUGGUUUGUAACCCUUCCCCUGGAUAGAAAUGAUUUAGAGAAAUGUUCAAGGACAAAUGUUCAUGAUUCUCUUUCGGCUGCCCUUGUGUGAUGUAUUGUGCCUGGCCAACAGACCUGUUAUUAAUUACAGUGUACAUGUUCACUUGGGUACUAAUUUUCUUGGUUGAAGAUUUACCUAGUAGAAAGAAUAAUACAACAUGUGAUACAAUUUCUAUCUUUGGUGUGCAUCUGUCAAUUUGCAGGUUCUAUUUUUAAAUGAAUAUCCUUUAUUUUUCUUUCUUUAAAUUCUCCAUAGUUUUUAAAUUAUGCAAAAAAAUAAGUUUGAAUAAUUUAUUUUUCCUUAAAGGGACACUGUAAGCACCCAGACCACUUCAGCUCAUUGAAGUGGUAUGGGUGCUUUGUCCCUUUUGCACUUAGUGCUGAAAUGUUAAACAUUGCAGUUCCAGAGAAACAGCAAUGUUUACAUCGGAGGGGGUGGUCUUCAAUCCAGCGCCAAGGGGUGUCAGCGAUGGGAUUAGGUAAGUAAAUAAAGGAGUUUUAACCCUUUAUUUACUGGGGGGGUGACGGGGGAAGUGAUAGUUCCAGGAAUACAGCUCUGUAUUCCUGUCACUAUAGUAUCCCUUGAAAGGGACACUAUAGUCACCAGAACUACUAAAGCUUAAUGUAGUUGUUCUGGUGUGUAUCGCCUGUCCCUGCUUGCUUUUUAAUGUAAACACUGUCUUUUCAUAAAACAGAUGAUGUUUACCUUGCAGCCUAGAGACACCUACAUAGGCAGUCACUCAGAUGGCCACUAGAGGUGAUUCCUGGGUGUGCAGCACUGACUUUCAGAGUCUCCACACUCUGCAUGGAUAUGCUGAACUUUCUUCAUAGAGAUGCAUUGAUUCAGUACAAAUAAACACAUCCAUUGGUAAUACAGAGCAUCAGACAAAAUAAAAUAUAGAGGUGGUGGGGAGGAGGGGCAUCCACAAAACUAGCUCAUGGCCUUAUUCGCCCAUACAAUCCUAACAUCUUAGGCACCAAUAUGUGUGGAUCAGAGAAAAGGCCAUCUUUAUAUUGCCGCCUAGUAACAGUAACACCUCUAAUGGCAGUCACUAGAAGUGUUUCCUGGGUCAGUGCUGCACAGUGUGCAACACUGACAUUGAGUGUCUUCAAGCCUUGCAUUGGGGCACUGAACAUUCCCCUGUAGAGAUGCAUCUCUACAGGGGAAUUUUAUGCAUCUCUACGUGCAGAUGCGGAUUGGCACAGUGCAGCAUUUCCAAUAUCCGCACAUGUGCAAUGUCCUUUGCAUUGGAUUAGCUGAGAUAAAUGAAACGAAUGAUCUCCGCCACAGACUCUGGACCAGGCAGGGACAGCUGUGAGGAGACCAGUGUAGCGUGGUGGGAAAAAGGGGAGUAGUAUCAGGAACACAUGUUUUUAUUUCUGAAACUAUAAUGUUCCUUUAAAUUUUGUUGGGAAGGGGAGGUCUUCUGUGUAUUUAAACUGAAGAAUACUAUAGCCUUUGCUGCUGCCCAAGAGUAGUGGGAGAUUGAGUUCAGGGUUAGUUUUGUGUUUGCAGAGAAUAUAUUUUUAGUAUAAAAUUACUUUCUUUAAAUGUAUAAUGCAAUUUUAAGGUGGCUCUUGUGCUGUGACAUUUCUGAGCAGUGUGAUUAGUGCAUCAAUGCUUUAUUUCCAUCUCGCCGUCCUUUCAAUGUGGUUUCUACUUGUGUUUGCAGACUAGGUUGUUACUUACUGAAUCCACCCACUUGGCUUUGUUUAUUGAAUAGUAAUGUUGCUAGGGACCGAAGGAGCAACUCAGACUUUCAUACAUUGUUUCAAUUUCUAGAGUUUAGAGGUUAAAUAGGAUUAUGUAACUGAUGUUGUUUAAAUUAAAUAAAAAUUAUAUAUCUCUAUAUUACACGCACAUAAACACUGAUCAGCCACAACAUUAAAACUACCUAACUAAAACUGUGUACGUGCCCCUCAUACUGGCAAGACAGAAUUGAUACUUUGAGACACGCACUUUACAAGACCUCUGAACUUGUCUUGUGUUAUGUGGCACCAAGACAUUAGCAGCAGAUUCUUUUGCAGGCUUCCCCAAACUCUGGCCCUCCAGAUGUUGCUGAACUACAACUCCCAUGAUUCUCAGCAUAUCUAUUUCAUUCAUAUUAUCAUGGGAGUUGUAGUUCAGCAACAUCUGGAGGGCCGGCGUUUGGAGAAGCCUGACGGAUACUAUAGUUCCAGGAAUACAAAGCUGUAUUCCUGGCACUAUCGACCCCCCUACCCAUGCUCCCUGGUAAGUAAAGGUUUAAAACUUCCCCGCAACAAGCAGGCUCUAAUGCGCAUGCACGGCAAAUGUUGCGUGCGCAUUAGACCUCCCUAAAGGAAAGCAUUGAAUCAUUUCUUUUCUAUGGGCAAACAUCUGACGCUGGAUGUCCCCAUGCAGAUCUUGAGGACGUCCAGCGUCUUGAUACCGGAACAAAGGUCCAUUUUAACCCAGGUAGCCCUCUAGUGGUUGUUUGGUAGACAGCCACUGGGGGCAGACUUAGUUUCUCUUGAACUGCAAUGUUUUACAUUGCAGCACUAAGUGCAAAAGGUACAGUGCACCGAGACCACCCAACCCAUGCCUUGGAUUUGUUGUUCCAACACAGCCCAUAGAUGCUCAGUCAUCUUAGAGGACAAUGAAACACCCUCAACUCUUUGUUCAGGAAUGGUUUGAGGAACAUGACAAUUAUUGCACUGUCAUAGGGUGCAUUAUCCUGCUGAAAGAGGCCACUGCCAUGAAGGGGUGUACAUGGUUUGCAACAAUCUCUAGGUAGGUAGUACAUGUCAACGUAAUAUCCACAUGAAUACCAGGACACAAUGUUUCCCAGCAGAACACUGACCAGAGCUACUGCCUUUGUCUUUCUGCAUUGUGUGUCCUGCUGCCAUGCCUUCUCCAGGUAAAUAACACACAUGCACCUGACCUUCCACCUGAUCUAAAAGAAAAUGUGAUUCAUCAGACCAAGCAGCCUUCUUCCAUUGCACCACGGUCCGGUUAUGAUACUCGUGUCUCCAUUAAAAGCGCUUUCAUAGGGAGACGGUAGUCGUGAUAUGCACUCUGACCGGUCUUCGGGUACUCGGCCCCUCAUGCAGCAAACUGUGAUGCACUGUGUGUUGUAUCACCUUUCUAUCGUGGUCAGCAUUGGUUUUUUUUGGGGGGGGUUUUUCAGCAAUUUGAGCUAUAGUAGCUGUUCUGUGUGAUUGGACCAGGCAGGCAAGCCUUUGCUCCCUAUGAGCAUCAAUGAGCUCCCAUGAUCCUGACACCGGUUCACUGGUUGUCCUUCCUUGCACCACUUUUGAUAAUCAAUCAAAGCUUACCAGGAACACUCAGCAAGACUUGCCAUUUUGGGGAUGCUCUGACCAUCACCUUUUGGGCCUUGUCAAAGGCACUCUGAUCUUUUUGUGUUUCCAUUUUUUUCCUGCUUCCAACACAUGAAAUAAAAGAAUUGACUAUUUACUUGCUGCCUAAUAUAUCUUCCCCCUUUGACAGACGCCAUUGUAAUUAUAUAAUCAAUGGUAUUCACUGUCAGUCAUUUUAAUGUUAUAGCUGAUCAGUGUGUGUGUAUAUGCAUGUGCAACCUCAUUCCCCCAGUAGGUGAUGAGGUAUGUUUCAACAUACAUUGCUGAAUUUAUGUUGAUAUAUUGGACAGGUGUCUCAUGGUGCUUCAGAGAUUAAGCUCACAUCCUUACACGGACAGCUACCUGUCCUGAUACAUAUAGAACAAGCACUUCCCUUGAUUUCAUAUAGAACAAGCUUAAAGCUACUUGUCCUGAUCCAUGUAGAACCAGCUUAAAGCAGUUCCUGCCUGUCCUGAUUCUUAUAGAAUCCGUUUACAGCACUGAGCUGGGAGCCAAGCCCUCGGAUAACCAUAUUGAUUCUUGCCAUUGAAGAACCUGCUCAACGUGAUUGUCACACCCUAUUUUCUAUAUCACAUGUCUUCCAUUUUCUUGCCAAACAAACUUCUACUUUGGUACUGGUUUUGUGGAGAUAAUGUUUGCAAAAUCUUGAUUUAUUUAUUUUUUUCUUUGGUUGUGACAUUCUAUGUUGGUGUCUUCUGAUAAUGGGGCAAAUGGCUUUUGUUUAUCUGUUUUAUUGUAUGCAACACAUUUUUUUGAAUGUUUUCGUACCAGUACUGUUCACUUGUAACAGAAUGAUUGAUUAAACUCUGAAGACCAGUGGCCUCUGACACAUGAGCCAUAAGAUCACUACAUUGUCUCCUGAUGCACAGCAUGACGAGACAAGAGUGUGAUGGGCUGUAGCUGUCCUGGUUCAUGAAAGCAGCUGCACUGUAGCAGCUCCCCCUGAACUUAGUCCGGUGUCUCAGGCUGGAGGAUAGCAGUGUUUAGUGCUCUUAACUCUCUGUAGUUACCUGUCUUUUGCGCAUGUAGCAGGGGCGCCUAGUCGGCAAAGAUUUCUGAGCAGAAAGGCUACCCACUUAAUUUACCAACCAGACCAUUAGCCCACAAGGUCCAGUGAGAAACAUAUGCAUUGGGAGAGGGACUGAUGUGCCAAUGGGUGCAGAUAGGCUCCUGGUGUGUACAACUACAUCUAUGCAUCUCAGGUGCGGCUAUUUUUGAGUCACAAUAUGAAUAAACCCGUCCACAGCCAAUCAGUGAGUAAUGUUAUAUCCUGCCCCCUCAUGAAAUUGCAUUGGGACAAGCAAGAAGGUGUGAAUUGGGAUAUGGAGAGAGGAGAAAAGGUAUGGGAGAGAUAAAGGACAUGGAGGGGAGAGAAUGGGCAUGGGAUUUGGGGAUGCAGAUAUAAGAUUAUGGGCGUUUGGAGGGAGGGGAAUCUCCAGUAAAGAUUACAGACAUGGGCAGGAGCUAUUGACAGAUUGAAGAAUGGGCAUGGCAGGGCGUUAUGGUCAGAUAGCCAUAUGGGCGUAAGACAAUGGGAUUGAUGACUAGAUAGCCAUAUGGGCAUGGGAGGGAUGCUCAGAUAGCCACAUGGGCUAAAAACAAAACCAUUCUGUUUUCAUGUUUAAAUUCAGUGUAUGCAUUUCGAGAUGAAUAAGUUGGUUUUCUGUUGAAGUUUGGGUACUCAGGGUCAUAGAUGUUUGCCAUUAAUGCAGUUUUAUAACUGCUUUUUUUUUUGACCCUUGACUCAAGUUUAAGAUAAGAUAUCAUAUAAAAUGGUGUUGUACUUGUCGGGUUGAAAGUACAUUUGUAUUAAAUAUUAAUAGUUUUUUCCUAUCUCUCAUGCAAUAUUGCAAAAUGCAGGAGCUUUGUUGGUGUAAUAGUUGGUAAAAUAAGGAAUGGGUAAAGAGGUAUGAGAUAUUAACAUAAAGUAUUCCCACAACCUCCCCAAUUUCAGGGCUCAACCCUACAUCACAUUAAACCAUAGCAGAUUUGUACAUUUCUCAGUCCCACCCAGAUAAAAUGGGUGAGACUGUUUUUAGUAAAAAAAAAGAAAAUCAAAUAACAUUAAUGAAUAUUGUGGAUAAUGGGUAUUUUGCAAUUAUUUAUUCAUUUGAGUCACCCAUUAUUUUCAAGAUAUUUGAGUGGUUUGACAUAAGAUCUGGCUUUUCUUGACAGCCCCCUCUGCUGCUGCAUUUCUCAUUUGCUGAGAUUGCUGUAGUGAGUCAGACAUGCCCUCUAAGCCAAUUGGUGCCACCCAAGAUAGACAUAAUUUAAAUUGAUGGUGCAGAAUUGAAUAGUCUGCAUUUGAUUGGUGUGAUAAAAUUAUUCUAGUUCUAGUUCAUAGUGCAACAAUAUGAACAGCAAUAUGUUACAUCUGCAUGGUUAAAUGUCUAAAAUAUUACAAAGAUUUACUAGAAAGAAAAUUCUUACUAAACAGAAACUUUAACGCAUCUUAUGAAUGUAAGACUGCAAAAAAUGUUUUAGUUUGUCUCCAUGGUGUAUAUGUAUAUGCAGUGAGAUGCUCUCCUUCCUAGUUUUCUCUGUUACCCGAUCGGGUUGGAUAAAGUUUCUGCAUGCCCUCGCAGGUACCCUCCCCCUAAGCUCUAUUAAACUCUACAAGGCCAAUUUAUUGUCUUAAAAAAAAAAAAAAAACACUGGCAAGCAGUAAUAUCCUGUAUAGAUUAUGUAAAAAUAUCCCAAAAACUAAUUUACUCCAUUUUAGGUUUUCAUUUCUUCAUCCUUUUUGUAGAAAUAUUUACUGGUAAAAAGAGAAUCUUCCUUAUCCUUACAACAUUUGAUCUAAAACAGGGUUAAUUUAUUGUAAAUCACUAGUUGGCAAGAUGAACUAAAAUUCAUGAUUUUAUUCAAUUUUUAUUUUUAAAUAAAUUGACAUGUAUACUGGCAAAGAACACAUACAUGCUGUUUUUUUUCUAGUUAUAUGAUUAAACAGCUUGCAAAAGCUGAGUUCAGUCUGGGCCAGAGCCACAAGCCCCCCAACACAAUAGCUUUCCAAUGCUUCUCAAUGAGUAGUUGUAUAACUUACUGAGAAGGGCUGCUUGCCACUUCUGUUAGCUCUGGAUAAAAACAGUGUUUCUGCCCCAAAUUAUAAAAGUGCAGAUUUCUAUUGAUAUGACAGUCUAUUCAAUGCACUUCAGCAAAUCUAAUCCUUUACACAUCAAAUAUAAUACUUGUUGGUUAUAUACCAUUCAAAAUAUCUAAUUUAUUAAUUAAAGGCGAACUAUCGCCAAUUAAUACCUUAAUCAUUCAUAUUUUAAAAAAACAAUGUUACUCCAACCAUCAUGACCACUUUUGGAAGUGGUCAUGGUGGUAGGAAUCUGCAGUAUUUCAGCUUGAAACAGAUCCAGCAUUAUUUGCACUUGUGUGCCGGGGGCUAGUUACAUGUCCUGGCACACAUGACUUGCUGCCUAAUGUCAAUUCUGUGUGUAAUUUACUUCUGUCGUCAGAGCGCUGUCGACACAUUUAGCGCUUCUUGUAUUUAUCUCCCCUCUGGUCCAUCCUGGACACUUAUUUUUUUUAUUUUAUUUUUUUAUUCCCUCUCCUACGGCUCAGUAAGCGCACAAAUGCCGUCUAAGCCAGUUAAAUGGUCCAUUUAAAAAAACAAAAGAGGUACCUAAAGUACUAUUCCUUAAUAGGAUAUUAUGAUUUAAAGAAAAUCAACCCUAAGGUGUUCAUUGUGUGAUUAGCAUAAUAAUGAGAUUUAAGAUCUUUUUCUGAACAGAAAUGUAUUUGUUUUUGUGAAAAAGUACCUGUUAUCUCUCUAAAGACAAAAGUUCAAUUAACAUGAAUUAAUGCAAGUAAUUUACCAAAAAUUUAAAUAUUGCAUGAAUAUAAAGCCUCAUGCUGCGUAGCUAAUCAAUAUUUAAUGCUUAUAACCUUUGGACUGUAAUGUAUCAUAAAUAGAAAACUAUCUUUAGAUGAAUUUUUCAUCCAUAAGCAUUUUAUUAAAAUACAUUUUUAUCCAUCCUAGUGUAAAAUUCUCAGAAGUAAGUUUUGUCCCCCAUAGUAAGUAUGACUUUAAAAUGGUGAAAUACUUUUUCUUGUAUGGAACGGUUCGUAGUGCUAACCAGUGUUUAUGAUAAAACCCUUGAGAUUUCUUUCCAUGUGUAUUUUCAGCAAUGCUAUCUUCCCAUGGGUUUGCCUGGUUCAUUAGUACAGGCUGAUGGUUAUAUAAGCUUGUUGGCACACCGCAAUAGUUUGUCUUUAUUCUCUGUUGUCAAACCUGUGAAUAAUGGGCACAAUUUCUUCUUUCUUAUCCAAACAGAACUCCCCUUGUGUACUGAUUGCUGCUCGACAAGCAAGCACUGCUACGGUGAGUCUCAUGCCAUUUUUGUCCCCCUCUUGUGUUGCUUUUAGAUUAUUUUUGGCAUCGGAUAGCGCAUUUCCACUUUGAAUAUAUUUUGAGAUUUAUGUGCUUCUUUUUACCCCAUUUUCUAUAGAACCUUAAGGAUGUCCUGUCAGAUCUCAUUCCCAAAGAACAAACCAGAAUCAAGAACUUCAAGCAGCAACAUGGCAAGACUGUCAUUGGUCAGAUCACUGUGGACAUGGUGGGUACAGCAUUGAUUCAAAUGCUAGGAGAUAAAUCUUGUGUCUCUGAGUUAGCAUAUGAUUUAUUUUCUUUCUUUCCAAAUGUUAAACCAAUAUUUCCCAUGAAUUUAUACUGUGAUCUUCAAAUGUCUUUAUCCCUGCCAAGACAUCGCCUGUAAAAAUUCAGAAAAUUGCACAAGUUAAAGGGACACUAUAGUCACCAGAACAGCUACAGCUUAUUAAAUUUGUUCUGGUGAGUAGAAUCAUUACCUUCAGGCCUUUUGCUGUAAACACAGUCUUUUCAGAGAAAAUGCAGUGUUUACAUUACAGCCUAAUGAUAACUACUCAAAUGGCUGCUAAAACUGCUUCAUUGGGCAGUGCUGCAGAGUAAGCAGCACUGCCUUUCAGUGUCUCCACCCUCUACAUGCAGACACUGUAUUUUCCUCAUGGAGAUGCAUUGAUCCAAUUCAUCUCUAUGAGGAGGUGCUGAUAGGCCAGGGUUGUGUUUGACUUGUGCUGACUCUGCAUCUGAUCUAGCUCCUUGACAGCCUCAGCCAAUUCUACAGUGAAGCACUGUGGCUCAGACCAGCACUUCUGAUUAUGUCAGCACACAGGGACAGUUCACAUGCUUCAGACUUGAAUACAAGUAAGAUUUUACUAUAUUUAGGGAGACAAGAGGGGACCAGGGGGGCUAGCUUGUGGUUUUAACACUAUAGGGUCAGGAAUACAGGUUUAUGUCUGACCCUAUAGUGCUCCUUUAAGUGAGAAGUCAGUUUUUUGGGGGAUUGGUCUGGCAUGACUAGAUGCUCAAUUAAUGGACAUGUUAUAUCUAUUUUUGGGGAUUAUUGUAGAAAACUUGGGUGUUAUGACCAUCCAUAAAUGUUCUGCAGUUUAAACAUUUUAAAAUCUCUUCAGUUUGAAUCUGGUCUGUGCAGACCCUCUCCCAAUAAGAUAUUUCCUGUAUGUAUAGCAGCUAGGGUUUCUUGACAAUGACAAAUGUGUAUUUUGACAUCAAAUGUUCUACUUUUUAAAGGGAUACUAUAGUCACCACUUUAGCCUCAUGAAGCAGUUUUGGUGUAUAGCUCAUGCCCUUGCAGUCUUAAUGUUCAGUUCUCAGCCAUUUUGUUUAUACAGCCCUAUUCACACCACCCUGGCCGUGACUUACACAGCAUUUCCUGUAAAGAGUCCUCUAAUGUUUAAACUUCCUUUAUUGCAUAUUCUGUUUAGCAUUUCUUUCCUCCUGCUGAGUUAUUAGCUUGCUAGGCUCUUCAGCAGUCUCCUGUGUGUGUUAUUCUAAAGUUAAAUUUGCAGAGCAGGAGAUACAAACUUUUAAAGUAAGUUACAUCAGAUUAAAAAUUAAACCUUUUUUUUUUUUUUUUUUCAUAGCAGGCUGUGUCAGUGGUGACUAUCUUGUUCAUUUAAGGGCCAUAUUGUUAUGACAUGGCAUUGACUUACUUUUUAAAAGAACACUCUAAGCAUCAGUCACUAUAACUGCUAUUGUUGUGGCUAAGAUUGUAACUUGGUGAUAAGAUAAGCCCUAGUGUAUUACAAAUUAUCCUUAAAGGGACACUUCAGCUUGCUUUAUACGUGAAGUGUGUUUUCUGUGUUUCACCCCCAAAUUUUCCAUGGUGAUAAUGGGACAUGGUUAUUGACUUGCUACAUAUUAUAUUAAAAGGACAUGUAAUGUUUUUAAAGGGACACUGUAGGCACCCAGACCACUUCAGCUAAUUGAAGUAGUCUGGGUACUGUGACCCUUUUGCACUUAGUGCUGCAAUGUAAAGCUUUACAGUUCCAGAGAACUGCAAUGUUUACAUUGCAGCUCUAAGUCUGCCCUCUGUGGCUGUCUACCAGACAGCCACUAGAGGGCUUCCAGAAUCCAAACGGACUUUUGGUCCGUUAUCUGACGCUGGACGUCCUCACGUACCUCCAGCAUCAGAUUUUCCCCAUAGGAAAGCAUUUGGGAGCUUUUUCCUCGCACAAUAGGAUCCCUUUAAGUCAGUUCAUGUUAAAUUACAAUUUAUAGACAUUUAGAAGUUUAAAAUACAUUUGUAAACGUUAUCAUGCAUUCAUAUGUUUGCUUUUAUUAGCCCAGGAUAUCUGAGUUCUUAUUGCCAAUUUGACUUGUUUUGAUUUUGUUUGAGUGUCUGGAAGCUACUUCAUGGCAAAAUGAAUACUACUUUUUAUUUUAAAUCAACAGAUUAUUUUAUAUUUGCUUUAUAUCCAUGCAUGUUGCAUUCCAUGUUAGUGCAUGCCACUUGUAACAUUUGCAACAUAUCUUUUUAUUUUAUUUUUAUGAUGUGCUUUUUAAUAGAAGAUCCUGUACUGAAAUACAGGAAGGAUUUGAGUAGAUACAAAGAAAAAAAUAACCUAUUUGUUAUGCCUUUCAGGUUUAUGGGGGCAUGAGAGGAAUGAAAGGAUUAGUCUAUGAAACAUCUGUGCUUGAUCCUGAUGAGGUAAAAAUUACCCUGAUGCAUCUUCACUUAACAGUAUACACAUUUUAUUCCCAUAAGCACUUUGUAAUCUCUGUUUCCAGGGCAUCCGUUUCCGUGGCUACAGCAUCCCUGAAUGCCAGAAGUUGCUUCCCAAGGCACCAGGAGGAGAGGAGCCACUGCCUGAGGGUCUCUUCUGGCUCUUGGUGACUGGAGAGGUGCCCACCCAAGAGCAGGUAAAUCUUGCGUGUUAAAAUUAAGGAUAUCUGCCUUUUAUUUUUUUGGUAUGUAAUCAUUUCAGAAUGGCCACGUGUUACUCUGAGCAGUAACUCUAAAUCCAUACCGACCAUAACUUUGGAUGCUUAAUCAAGAUAGUUUUCCAAAAUAAAAUACACUGAAAGCAAAUGUGGCCUAUUGUCCAGUUACAUGGCUUUGCGAAUUGUAAAAUGGUUCAUCCAAAUAAUAUUUAAUAUCCAAGGGCAGAUUUGUGCCUGAGAUACAAAGACUGAUGAUCAGUAGAGUUCUCUUAAAAUGUUUCUUGACAGAGCAUCUCUUUCUCAGAAAUUGGCCUGUAUAUACUCCAUAGUUUUGUAAAUAAGAGAAGUGAUCUAAUUCGUAUUGUGUCCACUUAUAAAGUAAAAAUUCAAACGAGGUUCCUGGUUAUCAUUUUUUUUCCCUUUUUUAAAAUGCAAAAAUAAAUCUUGCACAACAAACUCAAGUUCAUGCAACUUAUUGGCACUCUUGAAAAUCUUUGGUAGACAACUGCUACGUAUGUGAGUCUGUACCCUCUUCAGCUUUAACAGGACAAAAAAUUGUGCAUAUGUACUGGACACUUUAGAAAACUAGGCAAGCAUGAGCAUGCAUUCAGAGUGAAGAUUCAGAGGUUUCUCAAUGAGAAGCCUCUGGUUAUUUCAGUGUCAAGAGACCGAAAGGGGUGAACUUGCAAAGGCUGCAGUCAUAAGAGCUGCAGCUUUUGAAACUCUUUUUUUUUUAGAUAUAACCACAGUGAUUACAUGGUUGUAUUCAUGGGGGCAUGUCUACUCAACUAUUUUUUUUUUUUUGUGUGUGUGUGUGUGUUCAUAUGUGUAUCUACUCAACUUUAUUUAUAUUUUUUCCACCCCACAGUGCAUGUGAAAUCCACUGUGGAGUGGUCCUUUGAGUAGCCAGUCACACUAAGGAUAGAAUGCAAGAGCACAUUUUGAAAAGACAAACAGACACAUACAGGGUUAUGCACUAGAGAAUUGCAUCAAAUUCAAUGUGAAUUUGAAAUUGAAGCCUAAAAUGGCUUAACCAAAAACAGAACUGACACCGAAAUUUUUUCUAAUUUGGCUAUUUUCGUCUACGUUUUUAAUUUCACUUGGAUUUUUUGGCAGUUCUCACAUAUUAAAUAACCCUGUUAGUGUAAUUGCACAGAACGCAAGUAAGUGUUUAAAGGGACACUAUAAGCACCAAGACCACUUCAGCUCAUUGAAGUGGUCUGGGUGCCCUAUCCCAGGUCCCUUAACACUGCAAAGGUCAUUAUUGCAUUUUUUAAGAAACUGCAAUAAUUACUUUUCAGGGUUAACUCCACCUCUAGUGGCUGUCUACCUGACCAAAUAUUGUUCUCCUAACUGACGCUAGGUACCAUUGUAUAAUGCUUUUCUAUAGGGAAUUCUAAUGUGAGUGCAGCCAUUGUUGCAAGGGGAGGGGGCGAUAAGGGAGCUAUAGUUCCUUUUCCUGGCACUAUAGUUUCCCUUUAAGGAAAGGCUACAAACACACAGCAACCAGAAAAGAGCCAGGAUAGGGAUUACUCACGAGAGAGAGAGAGAGAGAGAGAAAAGUAGACAGACUACUUUUUGGGAAGAGCGGUCUGAAAAGUAGAGUUGGAACUGGUUGAAUCUAGCCACAGAGACCUGUCAGCCUUAGUAAGGAAGCGUGUAUACAUGCUCUAAUUGUCAAUAAAACGUGUGCUGGGUGUUACAUGUUAUAAAACGCAGGAGAAGAGACAGCUAUGGCUCUUGACCCUUAAAGCAGUGUUGACUUUGCCUGAUUUGAGUGUGGUUCAAAGCAGCUGGACUCAUGAGGAACUCCUUUGGCAUUAGCCCUGUAGAAGGACAUCCUCCAUCACUCAGGAUGAUGGUUCUGACAUCAUUGCUUGAAGGGACCAACAGCAUUAGUUGUGUUGGCAGACUUCUGUCACCCACUACCAGCACAACGCAUGCUCUUGGUACCCUGAAGCAGAUUUUUGUAUUGCUUAAUGUAAAAUCCUGGCAGUUUAGUUUUCAGAGAUGCAUGCGUGUGACUGCUGCUACUAGCCACGUUGUUUAGUUCGUUUUCUAAAUUCGUGAAAGGACACCUAGCUAAAUGGAUUUGUAGUGUAACAGCUAGAGGGCCUCAGUUACUCAUGCUGUGUUUUUAAUUGUGGAUUCAAUACAAGGGCAUUGACAUAAAGCAACUUGACUUUGAGGUAAUUUUGUUAAAGAACAAAGAGUGCUUUAUCUUCACAAUUAUAAUUUUUCCGUUUGGUCUGUUACACAUUAUACGUGGUCACUUUGUGCUUCGAUAACCCAGUUUUCCUUACAAAGGAAAUACGUCCAGUUUAUAUAAUGCAGGUUUUGUAACCAGGGUAACCAGUGACUGUUCUGACGGAUUCAGUUGUUUAGUAGGGAACAUUGUGCGAAACAGUAAAGAUGGUCCUGCACAGGAACAGAAAAUGAGAAUUCUACCCCAUUCCUUUAAAUAUCAUUAUAGUAGUCUUUUGUAUAAUGCUUGGUGCACAUUCAAUUACAAUAUGGACUUGCAAUUGGGGCAUUCUGUAGGAUGCACACACUCACUCUUUGCCCAAAAUGGCAAUGGUUAAACCUCAAAGCUAUCGCAUAAACUAUAGAUUACAUUACCUACUCUUUAAAGUGGACUAUGGUUUUUGUGUGUGUGUGUGUGUGUGUUUAUAGUCUACAACUUAUUGGUGGUAAAACCAGUUAAGUGUUGGGGUCUUGUUAAAGAUCAGUAGCUGAAAUUAUAUACUUCUUUUAACUUAUCUGAAUAUGAAGGUUUAUUUUAAAUCUGCAAUCAUCCUUAUAUGCUGUGCAUUUAUAUCUCCUUGUAUGUGUUCAUUGAAUAUGGAAUAACACAAUGAGUCACAACUCCUUUAGUCUUUGAAUGCAUCUUGCUUGCUUAUUAAUAUAAACAUAAUCUACAGGCUUUCGACUGUUUGCAGAAAUGUUUGUUUUAAAAGCAUUUUUUAAUUAAAAAUGUUUCUCUCUCAUUGUCAGGUCAGCUGGAUUUCUAAGGAAUGGGCUAAGAGAGCUGCCCUGCCUUCCCACGUAGUGACCAUGCUUGACAACUUUCCCACCAACUUGCACCCCAUGUCCCAGUUUAGCGCAGCCAUUACCGCCCUUAACAGUGAGAGCAACUUUGCACGAGCCUAUGCUGAAGGUGUCAACAGAUCCAAGUACUGGGAGGUAAGAGCUGUCUGGAAAAGCGAUUUUUAAAUGGGGUGCAGUGAGAACUUGAGAAUCUAAGUCAUGUUUAUCAAAUGUUAUGGACAGAUUUAAGGCUUCUAUUUUCUAACCUCUUUAUUAUUAUUCUGAACAGUGCGAUAAAAUUGUUUUAAAAUCCUGGGACUCUAAUCAUUGGGAAUUGACAUUUCACCUGUUCUCUUCCUGUAUAUUAAGAGGACCGUUUGUCUUGUUGAUACGUGAUUUAAAAAUGUAGAGGGGUAAAUUGUACAGAUCUUUGACAUGGAUGUGAGACGUCUCUGGAAUUGGACAUUCUGAGUUUCUUCCCUUGACCUACAUGGGGCAGCCCAUUGAUCCAUGAAUACCUUUUCUGCUGCCUCAUUUGUAUUUACCAGUGCGAAAAUCAUGGUAUGCCGAUGCCUGCUAUACCUUUCUCUACAAAUAAUAUUGGGGCUGUUUUGUAGGUAAUAUUUUUAUAGGUUCAUAUCAUGUUAAUGAACCAUCUUCUGCAAAUUCACUUUUUGAUUUGUAUUUUCAACAAGUGAACAUUUUCGACCAUGUUAUUAAUAAUUAUUAUUAAUCACUAGUGAUGUCCCGAACGGUUCGCCACGGACUCCAGUCAGCAGACACAUUCCAGCCAAUCAGCAGCAGACCCUCCCACCUCCUGGACAGCUCACUAAGAAUGCAGCUUCAAAAUGGAUGCUGUCCAGGAGGUGGGAGGGUCUGGGAGGGAGGGUCUGCUGGUGAUUGGCUGGAAUGUGUCUGCUUACUGGAAUCCGCGGCGAACCGUUCGGGACAUCACUAUUAAUCACUAAUAUUAGGAUAUUGUAACUGGGCUUGUUGAGUUGGGAAGUAGAUUGUUACAUUUAAUCCCUGCCUUCCCAGUGUAAAACGAGAGAUGCCCUGCACAAUACUUAUCAUAUCACUGUGUGUUGUCCCUUGUAGAAAUUAAUGGAAGUAGCAGUAGCAGUAUCUUUUUGAGUCUCUGCUGCUUUAAUGUAUUUAUUCAUUAAAUAUGGCUCGCUAGGGUCUGUGUCAAAUUGUAAGCCAGUCACUGGAGGAAGAGUAAAGCCUACUCAUGAAACCUUUUAUAGGAACAUUCAUCGGUUUUAGUUAACUUUGUGUUUAUUAGUUAUUAUAACAAGGGAAACAAAUCCAGCUUUCCCAAAUCUAGUUUUGUAUCCGUGUGCCAAUUAAGUUAGUUUAAUUUGGUAAUGUUCAUUGCCAGUGAUAAUCUCACAUCAGUAGCUAGAUUGAAAGCUCAUUAGAACAAGGUCUACUUCACCUCUUUUAUCUGGCAACAUUUCUUUUCUGUCAUUUAUUUACUUUUCCUUUUUUUCUUUUUUUUGUCUACUGUGUCAUUGUAGAAUGUUUCUGAAUAAAUGGGCGCUGUACAGCAGAGUGUUUGCACGAGGCAGUAUUGUCAAGUGCUAUUAUUGUUUUACUGUGAUACUGUUCCAUUCUCUGGGAAUGUUUUGGGGGUUUUGUUUUACUUUAAAAUCAGCAGAAAGAAUUAGCGAAGAAUUAGACUGCACAACCCAGUAGUCUGUCUUGCAUAAUGUGCUGUACAGCUCCAGUCUGUUUGCUCUUUAUUAAUAGUGUAUACAUACCAUUUUUGACAGGUGUUCUUGAUUUAUUGGUGUCAUGCUGGUAUGCCUGUAAUGUCUUGCAAUCUGUAGUUAUUUCUGUGGUUUUAUGUAGGAUAUGUAUAAUGCUAACCUUGACUUGUGCACAGUGAUCGUUUAUAUUGCUGUGAAUUUAACACCUGAGUUACACAGUUGAACCUGAGAAAACUAAUCAAAGUUAUCUCUGUAAAUGUGAAACAGACUCACAUGACUUAUCAAUGUCAUCCUGUCCUUGGAUUUCUUCCUACACCCUGGUGUAGUCACACUUAGAGUACACAGCAUGUAAAGUAUUUAAUGUAUGUGUUGGGUAAGAAGGCUUGACGCACAAUGCUGUGGGUACUUCAUGAUGUCCUAAGUGAUGGCGUUUGUAAAUUAACAUGUGAUUAAUUAAUUUCUAAUAUGAUCUUUUGACUUCAUACCAGGGUCAGAAGGAAUAAAUGUGUGUUUUUUGUUUUGUUUUUUUAAAUGAAACUGAAAGGAGCAAGCUGUCCCUACCCCUUACCCUUUUGCUCAAAAUGUGGAGUUAGAAUUUAAUGUUUGCACUUGGAUUACACUGCUUAUAAAUGGACUGUGUAUAUGAGAACAAUGAGGUUUUGUUGAUAGGUGCUAGUGUUUCCAUAACACACCAUUUUGACAUUAAAAAUGUUACUUCUUGCAGCUGAUAUAUGAAGAUUCUAUGGAUCUAAUUGCCAAACUUCCCUGUGUUGCUGCUAAAAUCUACCGUAACCUCUACCGUGAGGGAAGCAGUAUUGGAGCCAUUGAUUCUAACCUUGACUGGUCCCAUAACUUCACAAACAUGCUGGGAUACACAGAACCAGAGUUCACAGAACUUAUGAGGCUUUAUCUCACAAUCCAUAGGUAAGAAUGCUGUAUGUUCCGUUUGUAGUAACUGUUCUAUACUCAUUUGUCAGUUAAAAGGUGCAGGCUGAUUUUAUUUUAUAUACUUACAAUAAUAUCAGCCUGCACCCUUUAGCUGCAUGGGCACAUUAUUUUCCCAUUCAAACAAUCAGUGAAAAUAUAACAGUUAUUUGUGCUCAAUACCACACGCACGCAAUCUGGUUCCUAACCGAAUAAUAAUGUGCCCACCGUGCACACUAAAUCCUCCAACUGCAAUGGCAGAUCCUCCCCAUACACAGAAAAGUCACAUUCUUCCUUCAAGUCCAAUGAGACUUAUUCUGGUUUUAUUGCAUUUUCUUAUCUAUUUCAUGCUUCCUCCUUGAAGUAUAAUGGGUUUUCUGCUAUAAAAAUCUUCUAGAAGUAGUAAGCUACUGCAGACUUUAUAGAAUUUAUUACUAUCUGGUUAUGUUCCCAAUGUGUAUUAUUCUUGAUAUGCUAGCUCGCUCGUGCUUUAAAGGAACACUCUGAACACCAUCAACACUACAAAGCACUAUAGAAAAUUGGCGUUAGAAGUGCUCUGGCAAACCUGCCACUGUAACUAAUGGUUGGACUUCUUACCUGGUCACUGAUCCCUGCUUCAGUGAAAGCCACAAUCUGUCAAAGACCAGCAGUUUGGCCAAGCGUGAUUUGCUGACUCUCUGCUAAUGAGCUGGUCUUGCCUUGCAGGGCUUGGCUCCGUAAUGCCAACAGCAUCUCUGCUAGGAGCUUCUGGUUCUCAUUACCAGAAGGUAAAGUGCAGGGAAUCAGCGCCUGGCAGACCUCAGGUUAUUCUUUGAUUGCUUAGAUUGAGCGUAAACUAUAGUGGUUAUCCUGCUUGGUGUUUUCCUUUAAUAUAAGUGAAUAUUUUAUCUUAAAACUUUACUCUGGGCACCUGAAUGCAUAUGGAUACCUUCAUGUCUACCUCUUUUCAAAAAAAAAAAAAAUCCAAUUUCUUAUGCAUGGGUGUUUGUUACGCAGAUUCCCACCUCCCCUGAGCCGAUGCUUAAUGCUUUUUCGUAAAGGCGCUAGUACGGUGUUGCAGCAAUAACUUUGCCAUGUUCAUAUUCUUUAUAUCUAAAAUAAUGUACUUUAGACCCACUCUGUCAAUGUUACUCAUUUUUCUACUGCAGUGAUCAUGAAGGAGGCAAUGUUAGUGCACACACCAGUCAUUUGGUGGGCAGUGCCCUCUCCGAUCCUUACCUUUCCUUCUCGGCAGCCAUGAAUGGACUGGCAGGCCCUCUACAUGGACUGGCUAAUCAGGUAUGUUUCACAGCAAAUAGGAUCCUCUAAGCAAAUAACGGUGAGCAUCCUCUCAUGCCUUUCCCUCACUGUUGGUUUUGGAUUCCAGGAAGUACUUGUGUGGCUGACAAACCUGCAGAAAGAUUUAGGAGGGGAAGUGUCUGAUGAGCAGCUGAGAGACUACAUCUGGAACACUUUGAACUCUGGCAGGGUAUGAACACUACUAUACGUACCUUUGUUGUUUAAACUGAUGUCUAGACUAUUUCAUCAGUAAUCUUUCCUUUCAUUUUCCAUUGAAGGUCGUUCCUGGCUAUGGUCAUGCUGUGCUGAGAAAGACUGAUCCUCGAUACACGUGCCAGAGAGAGUUUGCUCUGAAACACUUGCCCAACGAUCCCAUGUUUAAACUGGUGGCUCAGCUUUAUAAGAUUGUUCCUAAUGUGUUGUUGGAGCAGGGCAAAGCAAAGAACCCAUGGCCGAAUGUGGAUGCUCACAGUGGAGUCCUACUGCAGGUUAGAAUUACAAAGUGAUAAAACAUAUUGCAAUAAUGUAGACUGGAAACUGUGGUGAAGUUAAAUCCUUUAUUGCUUCUUUAAAAAUAUUGCUGCAUAAGGCUAAGUCCCACUUAUCUGGUCUCCUCUUAUGGUUAGUGCUGGUAUAUGCAGUCACACUUUCGGCGCCGGCUGUACAGGGUCUUUGUAUGCCGAAAGGAUUUCCUAGUUCCAAACACUUCCGGGAGGCGGGGCUUAGCGGCCGGUGAGCGUUAUGACGUCAAAGCGUGAUGACGCGUUUCGCUGAGGGGUUCGGCUUCCUCAGAUCAGCUCCUUUCACACCACAGUCCCAGUUUAUAAGUCUUAAAAAGCAUUUAUAUGUGCACAUUAAGCACAUCAUUUAUAUCUUGUUCAUUAUUUGUUCUGCAAGAAAGGGCAGAAGCCUUGAGCAGCUGCCUGCAGGACACUGAAGCAAAAAUGAAUGAUGGAAAACAAAAACUAGAAUUACACACUCCUAAUAUGAGCACGCUUGCUAAUCUUUAGUCUGUCUUUGAAAAGCUGGUGUAAAUCCUUUAGGACUUUAAACACACAAAUGAUCUGUUAAGAAUGGCAUUUCUGUUUUUAACUGUAUAAUUAUUGCAUCUCUACACCGUGUAAGCCAAAUGGUUAGAAAAUAUAUAAUCUAUUAUUUAUAAACGUAAUCUUUCAUUCUAUGGAUUUAUUGGCUGCCUUAGAGAUUCUGUGUGGACGUUUGACCCAGCAUCCAUUCAGUCGAUCAAGGAAUGCUUUCUGCUUGAGACUGUUAAUGGAUUAUCUGUAGGGAUUUUGUACACACAGGUCUUUGCUUGCACAUGGUUUAGCCAGCAUGUAAAAUUAAGAAGGCUCUCUUAUCUAUCCAGCUUUCCUAUUUAAAACUUUCAGCUCAGCAGUGAACCAGACUGUGACAGAGCUCCCUGUACCUCUAGCUGGGUACCUCUGACAAGGGCCGCUUCCUAGCUGGAACAGGGGACAAACUGCAGCACUUCUGCCCAUAGUCGCCGUGGCUUGACUGGGGCCCUGGAACCACUCUCUCCUGGAGCCGAAUGGGGAACUUGCUCUAGCAACCCCCAGGCACUGGAUGACAUUCAGUCCUGGGAGCUCUAGUCCUUACAAGGACUUUCCCCGCUGAAUCAAGCACUAUAUUAAACUAUAUUCUCUCCAAGCACAAAAAGCACACAUUUCCCAAACACCCCAAAAGUACCUUUAAAAAAACAUAAAACCUCAUAAAAGUUACAUCCCCUGAGAGCCCCGAUCUGGAUGACCAGCAUAUCCAAAAAUCACCCAGAUCGGUUCAGGGGUUCUUGAAUUUCCCGGAAGUCAUAAUUUGACCGACCGUACGCAUGGUCCCCUAGCCGAAAAUAGUUCUAUAGAAUUGCGGCUAAGUGCUGCUCUGGACCGACCGGGAACCGCAAAGUCUUCAUGUUGAAAAUAGUUCCAUGGAAUUGCGGCUAAGUGAUGCUGGGGACUGACCGGGAACCGCAAAGUCCUCAUGCCGAAAAUAGUUCCAGGGCUUUCGCGGCCAAGUCCCCCUGAAGUCUCUACAGUUUUGGCCCAUGCAAACAGCCGCCAGGGAGCUAGCGUUUGGUUCUAUCCACACUAAUGGAAAGUGCUGAACCAGGGGGAAUACAGUCACUGACCUGGCCCAUAGUCAGUGGGCAGGAGGCUGGCAAGCAAGCAGGCUCCUCCAGGAGCUUGUGGCAAACUCACGAGGACAGGGGAGUUUGUCACACAGACUAUGUAUGAACUGAUAGCAGCAAAUAAACAGCUUAUCACAUAAUUACCUGCUUUCCAAAGCAAUAUGGAAUACAAUCGUCACAAUUAACCAUAAUGAGGCCACUCUUGAUUGGAGCUUGUCAUCCUGGUGUAAGGGUUGUGCCUACAAAUUGGGAAUAAUUGUCAGUUAAUUCUUGUGAUAAAUGUGAUUGGCUCUCAUAAAUGAUCAGUCAGCCGGGAAGCCAUCUACAAAACUGCAUUUAUAAGGUUACUCAUUAAAGGUUAGCUAGGCUUGGUGUUGGCUUGUGUUAGAAAUAACACAAUUUCAAUUACAGUUUAAUGCUGGUCCAUUUGAUGACAUGGCUACUGUCACGUCUCCAUAAACAAACUAUGGCAGGCCUCCAAUUUGCAGUUGCCCAAAAAGCUGGCAAUAGGGAAUAUGGUCAAUGUUGAGCUGCAGCAUAAAACAAAUCUGGGGUUGCUGAAGUAGUAGGUCUGUGAUAUUCGGCACAGGGAGAUGUUUCUGUCUCCGGUUUUUAAAUUGACAAUUAUCUAUUGAAAUCGGAUAUUACCAAAUAUGGACAAAUAUGACACUCCAGACACAUGAGCACUUUAGGAAGUAGAUGUGUAUUGUGGUGAAUUGUUUCUGUAAUUUCUUUCAUAACAAAUCUCUAAAUUUCAAAAUCAGAGUAUACCUGCAGGAAUUGCACUAUUUAAUCUCAAGUUCUAACAUUUGAAUUGUGCAUCACGAUACCCUUAAUGUAUACAAUAUGUUUGAGUAUAUGCAAUUAGAUUGUGACGCAAACACUAUUACUGUUUCUAACCUAUGCCAUUCCCUUUUUAUUUUUUUUCUUGCAGUAUUAUGGCAUGAAGGAGAUGAAUUACUACACAGUACUUUUUGGGGUGUCAAGAGCAUUGGGUGUUCUUGCUCAGCUCAUCUGGAGCAGGGCUCUUGGAUUCCCACUUGAGAGGCCCAAAUCCAUGAGUACAGAUGGUCUUAUGCAACUGGUGGGAACAAAGUCUGGUUAAUCACAACGGAAAAAGUGGCCUCGGCCCCUGUGCUGAGAGUUUAUUCAAAAGACAGUUCACCUUUUGUUUCAACAGACUGCUUUGCACCCCACCAUUUUUCUGAGCGCUGACAAGAAAACAAAUUCUGGUUAUUUAUGCUAAAAACACAUUUUUUACCCUGUAUUACUUCCCUUCAAGGCUGGGAGAUCAACUUUAAUUUAUCGAUCAGAAAGCCCAUUCUUAUCAAACACACAGAGAGCUUGGCCAUGAAAGCUGCACUGCAUAUUUUACCCUAUUUCAUAUCUGAAAGUCUUUCUUUCUACUUAUUUAUAAAUCUGAUAGAUGCAAACCUUUUCAGGAUUAUUUUUUUCUUUUUUUAUAGCGUGUAUCACACGUUGAGACCCAGCCAAUAGAUAUACUGUGAGGAAGCUUUAUGUUCUAUUGUGAUCUAUUACAGUUCUCUAAACUGUGCUAUAGACUGCAGCUGGUUGUUCUCUUAAAUGGGCUUAAAUAGGAUGUUUUGGCAAAACUCUGGUUAUCAAGAGCGUACAAGCUGCUCUAAUAGACAGCCCUACAAAGUAUUAAAAUAAAUUGAUAAGAUGCAUAAAAAGAAAUGUAAUGUUACCAGAAAUAUAAGUGGUACAUGUCUGGCAGUGUAUUGGGUCUAAAUAAUAUGUAGGGAUGCACCUUAUCAUUUGGCCACUUUGGUUCAUUACUGUCGAAGAACGGAAAAAAAAAAGUUAUUUUCUUUAAUCCUUUCCCUCGGUUUGGUUUUUAAGCAGGAUCUGUCCAGGAGCAAUAUUUUUGUUGUGGGUACCUGCAGCUUUUAUUUAGGUUUUUGUUUUUUUUGUUUUUUUUUUUCCUUGCUCUUUCUCAAAUGAAGCUUUUACUUUUAUCAGUUUGCCAGAGUUUUGUUUUAUAUGUGUAAAUUCCUGGUAAAUACCAUAUGUGAGGGAGUGAUUUUCUUUUUAUUCUUGUUUGUAUGUUAAAAGGUAAAGCCACUGUGAUGAAUUGGUUGAUUUUUAUGAGACCAUGUUUCCCCCAGAGUAAGAGCUGCUUUUGCCCCUACUUUUUUGAUGUCUGUUCUUAUUUGCUUGUGACUGUCCAGCAUCACCCAAAUUAUUUUGGUGAAAAAGACGAUUGGUGCGCUUCCAGAUAAAUUGGUUACAUGUGUCACUAGCUAGAUUGAAUUAAUUCAGAGUGUUACUGCUGCUGAAAUGUUCAAACAUGUGAUGACUUUGUAUCAGUUUGUCUCCGCAGCUAGUAUCUCAUUGUCCGAGAAAAGAGCAACCACCAUAUCCCAAGUUUAGUCUGUAAUCUUCCUCUAAAUAUUCUUUAAAAAAGAAAGAAAGGGAACCAGUUAUUAUUUUUUUUGGCUCACUGGUAAAUACACUCCUCCACAUCUACUGACUGCAUAAUACCUCCUACCCUUGUCCGUACAGAAACUAAAAUGCCAGCAAAGGCUGUGGAAAUUAUGAAUGUUCCAAAUCACAGUAUACUUAAGGUUGUUCUGUAUAAAGGCAAAAUAAAUGUUUUUAUUAACUACACUAUGUGUGAUAAUGAGUAGUGUUUCUUUUUCACACUGCAUACCUUGUAAGCUUUUAAUUGAACUAUAU